CUCACUUUCUGUUACGUUCGUGACAAAUUCUGUUCUUACAACCAUUAUUAUAGGGGUUUCUUAUAUAUUCGUCAGUUCAUCGCAUGGAUAAUAUGGAGUAGUAAGGACUCAUUACUAAAUUUUCUCUUCCUUCUUUGAGACCAUCGAGCAAGUACCUGCAAAGAUCUAGACUCCUCCAUCAUUGGCUUUUCUUCAAGCGCGGGUACCGUACGUGAUUGAUUAUGGAUUAUUCAACAGCCAGUUCUACACUAUUGUCUCGUCCAGUUGCCGAUCUUCAAUAUGACCAUGAUCAUGAAAAGGACCAUAAGAAGAGCCCUACUGUUUUCGAUUUGUCCUUUCUUCAAGAACAAAAGAAUAUUCCCACAAAUUUCAUUUGGCCAAAAGGAGACUUACCAUCAACUAGUGCCGAAGAGGUGCUCAAAGCAACAGUAGUGGAUCUAAAGGGCUUUUUGAAAGGUGACGAUGCGGGGACACGUCUUGCUGCGGACCUCGUUCAGCAAGCAUGUUUGACCCAUGGAUUUUUCCAGGUUAUCAACCAUGGAGUUGAUCCUCAUCUCAUUGACCUGGCGCAAAAGCACAUGGAUUCUUUCUUUAAGCUUCCGGUGAGUGAGAAGCUCAGGGCAUUGACGAAGCCAGGUAGUUCUUCGGGCUAUUCAGCUGCUCAUGCAGAGCGCUUUUCGUCCAGACUUCCAUGGAAGGAAUCACUGUCGUUUUGCUUCCAUGAGGAUUGCUCUGUUCCGGUCGUCCAAGACUACUUCUGCUCCACUCUUGGCAAAGAUUUUGAGCAGACAGGUAUGGUGUAUCAAAUGUAUUGUGAAGCAAUGAUGAAGUUAUCUUUGGAGAUAAUGGAAAUCCUGGCGAUAAGCUUGGGAAUAGAUAGAAUGGAGUACAGAAAAUUCUUCGAAGACGGAAGGUCCAUCAUGAGAUGCAACUACUAUCCGCCUUGUAUGCAACCAAAUCUGGCGCUGGGAACAGGUGCUCAUUGCGAUCCAACCUCUCUGACCAUACUUCACCAAGACCAAGUCCCAGGCCUUCAAGUCUUCCAUAACAACAAAUGGCUUUCUGUGCCACCUCUCAAAGGUGCCCUUGUCAUCAACAUUGGUGAUACCUUGAUGGCAUUGACGAAUGGAAAAUACAAGAGUUGUCUGCACAGGGCAGUGGUGAACAGGAAGAAGGAGAGAAAAUCAAUGGCAUUCUUUCUGUGCCCGAAAGAAGACAAGGUGGUGAGGCCCCCGCACGACCUUUUGUUGGGAGAAGAAACAAGAGAGUACCCCAACUUCACAUGGUCCGAGUUGCUCCAUUUCGUUAGACAAUUUUACAGAUCUGAUGGCGCUACCUUCCAAAACUUCAUCAACAGCCUGCUGCUUGUACCCUCGCACUCAUCUUCCAGUUGAUCAUCAUAUACUCUUUGUUUAGGGGACAACUUCGCCACCUGCCCUUUCUUUAUUCGCCCUUGUAACCAACCAUUAAUAAUAAUAAUAAUAAAAUAAUAGGCCAAGUCAGCUGGUGGUACUGAUAACUGCAGCCGGCUGGGGAUUGUUUGUCUUAUAAUUUUUUUUUUUG
Molecule: messenger RNA, 1563 nt
Organism: Humulus lupulus (European hop)
Lineage: Eukaryota; Viridiplantae; Streptophyta; Magnoliopsida; Rosales; Cannabaceae
Product: gibberellin 20 oxidase 1-D-like
Exons: 4
Coding region: 222-1394 (390 amino acids)
Biological process (GO): response to light stimulus; gibberellin biosynthetic process; flower development
Molecular function (GO): gibberellin 20-oxidase activity
Source: RefSeq, a predicted model, not a curated record